Ixodes scapularis (black-legged tick) is the source of this 933-nucleotide messenger RNA. Its product is annotated as sulfotransferase ssu-1-like. Gene Ontology annotation, biological process: sulfation. The transcript has a single exon. Lineage: Eukaryota; Metazoa; Arthropoda; Arachnida; Ixodida; Ixodidae. Gene Ontology annotation, cellular component: cytoplasm. Gene Ontology annotation, molecular function: sulfotransferase activity. The record is from RefSeq and is a predicted model, not a curated record. Bases 1 to 933 code for a protein of 310 amino acids.
AUGGCAGAAGAGGUUUACAGGGACAUUGAAGGUGUCCUCCUUUGCAGACCUCUAGGCGACGCACACCAUGUUCGUUCGGCCCUGGCCUACGAGCCGACAGCUGAAGACGUCUUCCUCGUCAGCUACCCAAAAUGCGGAUCAACGUGGCUGAUGAACAUCCUCUACAACAUCCUCAACGAUCGCCCGCCUCCGACCAACUUUGCGGACUGGUCUAGGGAGCUGCCCUUGCUGGAGUUCCAGGGCGCAGAGUCUGUAAGAGAAAUGCCCAGGCCCGGAGUCAUCAGAUCCCACCUGCCUUUCUACAUCAAACCGGUCUCAAAGGACGCGAGGUACAUCUACAUCUGCAGGAACCCGUUCGACUGCUGCGUGUCCUUUUUCUACCACUGCAAGAGCUUUCCGAGGUACAAGUUUCAAGACGGAACUUUCGACGAGUUUUUCGAAAUGUUCAUGACCGGAAAGUUAGAUUUUGGUGACUACUUUGAUCACCUGCAGUCCGGCUACGAGCACCGAAAUAGCAAAAACGUGCUCUUUGUGACUUACGAAAAUCUUCGGAAGGACGUUGCCGCGGGAGUGCUGAUGAUAGCCGAUUUUCUGGGCGAAGAGCACGGUAGAAACCUGCGGGAGGAUAAAGGACGCCUUGACAGGGUACUGCUCGCGACGAGUGUGAAAACGAUGCAAGAACGCAUGAAUGGACUGUUCAAGGCGUUUCAGAGGGACGAAAAAAAAUAUAUGGGUGAGACAACUGUACAAAUCGGCGAGGACCUGCUUGGGAAACAGCCAGAAGCCAGUGGCUUUGUGAGGAAAGGAGCGGUUGGAGACUGGAGGAACCACUUCUCCGCUGACCAGGCGGAACGUCUCAAGAAGAAAUUUGCAUCUAAGACUGCUGGUAGCGGCACGGCAAACUUGUGGAAAAACGUUGACAUUCCCCUAUAG